Messenger RNA from Triticum turgidum subsp. durum (durum wheat), 843 nucleotides. The record is from the annotation of a GenBank genome assembly. Lineage: Eukaryota; Viridiplantae; Streptophyta; Magnoliopsida; Poales; Poaceae.
AUGCCGCAGGUCGACCUGGAGAGCCUGGUGUGCGGCGGCGCGGGCGCGGGCGCCGGGGACAGGAAGGUGUCGUGCGAGACGGUCAUCGCGGGCGGCGACAGCGGCGACGCCUCGCCCCCGCGGCGCGUGCCGCCGCCGCCGCCGGACCACGACUUCCCGCCGGAGUCGAUAACCAUCCGCAUCGGCGACGACGCGGCCUUCUCGGAGCUGAACCCGAUAUACGAGCGGGACGACUCCACCAAGGGCAGCACCAACCCCAAGUCGUCGGCGGCGGCGGGCGGCGCCUGCAACCCCGUCCCGCUCAAGGCGCGCUCCAACUCCGCGCGCGUCGCGGGCGGCCCGGCCGCGGCCACCGCCACCUUCUUCGGCCUCCCGGCCAGGAUCCGGCCGGCCUUCACCCGGCGCCAGCCGUCGCAGGGCCGGAUCUUGCCCGACAAGCGCUCUGGCGGCACCGGCGAGGAGCCGCGGUCGCCCAAGGUGUCCUGCAUUGGGAAGGUGCUGUCCGACCGGGAGAGGUGCGGGCGGCGGCGCCAGCGCAGGUGGUGGCGCGGGGUGGCGGCCGUGUUCCGGUGUGGCGGCGGCGGCUGCGCCUCCCGGGGAGUCGGCGGCGGCGCGGCGGGCAAGAAGAUGGCGCUAGAGGGGAGCGAAUACGACGAGGAGGAGAAGGAGGCGAGCGUGGCGGCAAUGCGGAAGUUCAAGUCCGGGAGGAGAGCCGCCACGUGGGGGGAGGAGGCGCUGGCAGCGGCGGCAGCGGAGGCCUUCUCCGGCGAGCCGGCGGGGGACGAGGAGAAGAAGCACGAGAGGCACGAGGCCGAGCACUGGGCCCGACUGCCGGUGAGUUAG